Messenger RNA from Dicentrarchus labrax (European seabass), 7175 nucleotides. Its product is annotated as zinc finger C3H1 domain-containing protein. The transcript is spliced from 35 exons. Gene Ontology annotation, molecular function: protein binding. The coding region runs from base 120 to 6398 and encodes 2092 amino acids. Gene Ontology annotation, biological process: RNA processing. The record is from RefSeq and is a predicted model, not a curated record. Lineage: Eukaryota; Metazoa; Chordata; Actinopteri; Moronidae. Gene Ontology annotation, cellular component: exosome (RNase complex); nucleus.
UGGCGAGAGCAACAGAGAAGAAGCUAGCAGCUAGCUAACAUCAACUGUCCGGUGAACCGCCGCCAUGAACGUCCCGUCUACCGUCCGAUGAGUUCCCAGUGAGUCCGGACUUUAUCGAUAUGGAUCUGAACGCGGUGAAUCGAUCUCCCAGAGAGGAGGGCGAGCUGGAAGACGGAGAGAUCUGCGACGAUGAGACCGAGGAGAGUGUGCCGAUCCGGCGGGGGGAUGGUAGCAGGCCGGGCCGCGGCGCUCCUCCGCGGCCUCGCAAACCUCACCAGCAUCCGCACAACAUGUUGCCCCACCCGGGCCACCCGGGCCACCCGGGCCACCCCGGCCACCCGCCGCCAGAGUUCCGCCUCAUGCGGCCGUACAACCGCGGCCCUUUCCCGCUGAGCCACCGACAGCAGUGCGGGCCGAGCGGGCCCGACCGGCCUCCAGCUCCCUCUCCUCCGCCGCUGCCGCCGCCGCCGCCGGGACUCGGGCCUCACGGCGAGCCGAGCCCGAGAACCAGCUUCUGGGAGCGGAGCCACGGUGCCCUGGGCCGGUUCAGACACCGGGCCAUGCCGAACGGUGGACGCGGGAGUUGGAGCCGAGCCAGUCGGGGUGGAAACAACAGAGGUCCCCCCGGUCGUUACGGGCCCGGAGAGAGUCACAGCUCCCCCUCCAGAAAACAGAAACCUCAGGGCAGGAACCAGACCAGGAAACCAGCUCACAGUGUUCAAACCAAACCAGAGAACAGUGUUGACGAGUCCUUCGAGGACCUCCUGUCCAAGUAUAAGCAGAUCCAGCUGGAGCUGGAGUGCAUCCGAAAAGAGGAGACCAUGGCUCUGGAGCCCAAAGACUCCCCCGCCAGAGACCAGACCCCAGACCCCAACGCCGCCAGUAUUGCAGAGACCAAACCAGUACCCCAACAACCCGUUCCCAGUCCGGAGGAAGCGUCUGAGCUGGAGAUGGCGGAGAAGAAAGUGUUCCAGGCGUUCAACAUCAAACCUCUCCGCUAUAAACUGCCCGUCCCCGUCAACCUGGACGAGCUGAAGAGGAAGUGGGAGGAGCAGGAGACGGGAGGCGACACUGGGGAGCAGGAAGGAGUAGAAGAAGAAGACAGAAGAACAGCAGCUGGAGCAGAAACGGAACAAAGAGCCAGUGAAGAAGACGUGGAGGUGAAGAAGACGUGUCCCUGCUGCAGCGAAGAGACGGACAAAGAUGAGAAAACCAUAAAGACGUGUUCGUGUCGGAGAGAAUCGUCGGCGUCUAGCGAAGACUCGCUCGUCUCUCCUGACAAGCCGGUGGUGAAGGUGGAGGAAGAGGAGCUGUCGGAGCUGCAGCUGCGUCUCCUCGCUCUGCAGUCGGCCAGUAAGAAGUGGCAGCAGAAGGAGCAGCAGGUGAUGAAGAAGAGCAAAGACCGGAUCACUAAAGUGGUCCAGGAGAAGAGCUCCAGCUCUGGAGCCGCUCUGCCCAGCAGGCAGAGGGUCACCACCAGGUCGGCCUCUGCUGCUGCUGCCACCGCUGCUGCUGCCACCGCUGCUGCCGCCGCUACAGACAGGAGCAGAACCAGGUCCAAGCCACUGGUGAGGGACCGAGACAGAACCAAGACUGGCCCCAGACCUCCAGACAGAGAAAGAGAGAGGCUCAAACCGGGUCCUAAACCUGGUCCCAAACCUCCGCUGGAGAGAGGCAGAGCUCCAGGAAAACCGCACAUGGCCAAAAAGAUGAUCAGUCCAGGCUCGGCAGCGAAGCAGGCAUUCAGGAAGCAGCAGCUGAGGACGUGGAAGCUGCAGCAGCAAAGAGAGCAGGAGGAGAAACGUCGACAGGAAGAGGAAGAGCGCCGCAAACGAGAGGACGAAAUCCGCAGGAUCCGCGAUCUGUCCAACCAGGACGAGCAGUACAACCGCUUCAUGAAGCUGGUGGGAGGGAAGACGAUGACACGCAGCAAAUCCAGAGACCGGGAACACAGGAAGUCUGCAGGUAAACAAGGUCUGGAUGCCUCAGGGAACCUCUACCAGUAUGACAACUAUGACGAGGUGGCGAUGGACACGGACAGCGAGACCAGUUCACCAGUACCGUCACCGACACAUGAGCAGCUUCCGGCAGACGAUCCAGGAUGUCUUCCUCAGGUGUGUCUUUAUGUCUCCGACUCUCAUCACUUUGGAAUGCCGUUCCUCUCCCCCAUGCUGUCUGGCAUUCCUCCUCCGCCUCCACCCCUCCCUCCUCCACCAGACGAGCUGGAGCCUCCUCCCAAGCCUCCCUUUGCAGAUGAGGAAGAGGAGGAGGAGAUGCUGCUGAGGGAGACCUGUCUGAUGUCUAUGGCCAACAAGAGAGUGUCAGCAACUGAGGAGAAGAGCUCCAGUGGUCCUCCAUCUCCCAGCUGUCCCCCUCCUGCCGGUGUCCAGCAGCCCACCAGAGGAAACCUGAGCACCGUCAGCCUGAACACGGUGUCUCAGUCCAGAACCAGCAAGUUCACCAGAGGACACCACAGUGUCAGAGCUCCACUGGUGCUGCCCAGACACAAGUCUGUGGUGGUUUCUCUCAACGACUCAGAUGACAGCGACUCUGAUAUGGAUGCCUGCAGCUCAUCACAAGUGGCAUUUGGAGGACUGGAGUUCAUGAUCAAAGAGGCCCGAAGGACGGUCGAGGCAGCGAAGCCUAAAGCAGCGUCGGGAUCAGAGAAGGAGAACAACCCGGUCAGAACUCCAGAAGCUCUUCCUGAAGCCAAGAAGGCCGAAUACCGUCUGCUCAAAGAGGAAAUAGCCAGCCGGGAGAAGCAGAAGAUGUUGAAGGAUCAGGUUCUGAGCACUCGGAGCUCCAGCUCUCCUGCUGGUUCUGAUCCUGGUCUGGAUUCAUCGGCUGUAGAGCUGAAACGGAGUGAGGCAGAGCAGAGACUGCACAAACACAGGGAGCUGCUGCAGAGGGACGAGGCCGUCCUCAGACACCUGCUGCAGCAGGAGCUGAAGAAGAGGGAGUCCCUGAAGGCAGCAGAGGGGAAGGUGGCCAAACUGAGAGAGCAGCUGCAGGCCUCAGAGAAGAUCGUCAGCGCCAACAGGACCCUGCUCAAGAAGCUGCAGGAACAGGUGCACCGUGUUGAACAUCGAGUGUCCAUAAAGAAGAGCAUGGCGGUGAGGCUGGAGCAGGAGCUGAACCAGGCUCAGCUGUCUGCAGGCAGAGGAUCCAAACGCAGGACAGACUCCAACCAGACGCUGCCCAAUAAGCUGCAGCGCUUGGACGGCGCCCCCCGCGGGUCAGAGCGCCACUUUGCGGAGCUGAUCGCACAGAAGCAGCGUCUGCAGCAGUUGGAGUCAGAGUAUGCCCUCAAGAUCCAGCAACUGAAGGAGGCUCAGGCCCUGCGCAACAAAGGGGUCCCCUCAGAACCCCCCACAGAGCCUCCGCUACGAGCCUCCACCCCUCCUGACCCUCGGGUCCAGAUCCCUCCUCCUCCCUCCGCCUCCUUCCCUCUGCCUCAGCCCUCACUGCACGACCUCACCCAGGACAAACUAACCCUGGACAGCGAGGACGUCCCCGAGGCCGACGACCAUGAACCAGAACCUAAACCCGCCGCUGCCACCAACGCCACUAAAGGGGGCCGCCGGCACUCCUUCCGUCAGUCCAACAGCACGAAACCCAACCUGGAGCAGCCGAGCUCCACUCCUGCUAAAGACAGCAGCUCCUCCAAACCCGCCAAGACCUCCCCCAGCUCCAGACCUCCUGCAGAGAUGUUUGCAGGUCUGGACCUGGACGCUCUGAGGCUGAGGUACCAGCAGCAGCCCCGGUUGGGAGAGCUGCUGCUGAGGGAGCUGCACAGGGCAGGACAACAGGUGGACAGCCCCCCACCUGCACAGGUGCUGUCAGUGGAGGUGGACGCAACCAGCAGCCAAUCAGGGAGCUCAGAGCUGAAGCCGGUUCCCUUUGGAUCAUAUCACAGCCCCCUGCUGGUCUUCAGGUCAUACAGGUUCAGUCCGUUCUACAGGACCAAGGAGAAGUUGUCUCUGAGCUCUGUGACCUACAGCAACUCCAUCCAACCCAGGAAGUGUUUCUGUCGCUUCGACCUGAUGGGAACCUGCAACGACGACGACUGCAGUUGGCAGCACAUGAGGAACUGCACUCUGACCCCAAACCAGCUGUUCCAGGACCUCCUGUCCUACAACCUGCCGCUGAUCGGCUGUUCUGAGAGCAGCUCGGACGAAGACGUCAGCAUGGCCACAGAGAAAUACAUGAAGAAGCUGUUCGGCACAAACAAAGACCGGAUGGGAGUGGACCAGAAGGCCGUCCUCCUCGUCAGCAAAGUCAACGAAAGCAAACGACACGUCCCUCCGUUCACCACCUGUAAGGACACCAGGAGGUGGAGGCUGAAGCCGACGGCACAGAGCGGCUGCAGCGCCGAGGACGACAGUGAGGACGAGACAGCGGCUGGAAGCACGGUGGCCGGGAGACACGACGUGUGCUCCAGGACCAGCCUGUCCGCUCUGGACGUGUGCGUCACAUCAGAGGACAAACGUUAUUUCGUCAGUGAGACAGAUGACAUAUCAAACCUGGAGACCAGCGUCCUGGAGAGUCCCGGAGACACUCAGCUGUGGAUCAAGCUGGCCUUCAAAUACCUGAACCAGAAUGAGACGUCUGCAGCAGAGUGUCUGGAAGCGGCCUUGAACACGCUGUCUCGCGCUCUGGAGACCAACUGUGACAACCCGGAGGUGUGGAGCCACUACCUGUCCCUGUUCUCCAGACGGGGCAGCAGGGAGGAGGUCCAGGAGAUGUGUGAGAUGGCUGUGGAGCACGCACCCGACUACCAAGUGUGGUGGAACUAUUUGAACCUAGAGAGCUCUUUUGAGGGGAAGGAUUAUGUCUGUGAGCGUCUGCUGCAGUUUCUGCUGUCUGAGUCGUCUCCUGCCGUCUCAGAGCGACGUUCCUUCCAGCUGAUGGAGGCUCUGCUCUACAGGGUGGAACUCAACCUGUUCACAGGACGCAUGGAGAGCGCCCUGGCCAUCCUACAGAACGCCUUGAAGUCUGCCCACGACAGGAGUAUCGCCGAGCACCUGACCGCCACUGACCGCGCUCUGCUCUGGCUCUCCUACAUACACCUAACGGAGUUCGACCGGCUGCCGUCCGGCUUGUUCAACCCGGCGGAGUCCGGUCCGUCCAGACUGGUUAGCAGAGAGUCCUUCCUGCUGCCCUGGACGAGCCCGCAGGACGUCAGCACGCCGCUCGACAUCCUUGUCGCUCUCUUCCAAGACGCCAUCCAUCAGUGCAGUGACGAGUCUCUGUCCCAGAGUGAGAGGACGCUGGCCUGCCUGCCUCUUCACACCAACCUCAUCUUCCUCAACAAACUGCUGCAGAGGUUCGAUGAGGGUGUUGUUCUGUGUGAGUCUCUGCUGGAGUUUCGUCCCGAGUCCUGCACCCUGAGAGACUCUCUGGCCGACCUCCACAUCAGCAAAGGAAAUGCAGAUCAGGCGGUCAGCAUGUGGCUUCAUGCUCUGGCCGAGUGUCCCAACAACGCAGAGGUCUUCUAUCACUCCUGCAAGUUCCUCAUGGCCCAGGAGAAGUCGAGCGCCAUUGCUCCUCUGUUCAGAGGAUUUAUCCUCAGUCUCUGUGAGGAUGAACAGAGUCAGAAGAAACCUGUGGAUGUCCUGCGACACAUCCUUGGUUUCCCCACCGAGGAGCUGCUGAGAGGUCCCGUCAUCAAGGAGCUUCAGGAGCAGCUUGGUCCCCAGAUGCCUUACCUCCACCUCAUCCACUGUCGCUGGCAGUGGCUGCACGGCUCCGUGGAGGAGACGGUGGACGCCUUCGAGAGAGCGCUGGGGUCGUCCAUGCAGCUGGAAGAGCUUCACAAACUGUGGAUGGAUUACCUGCUGUACAGCUGCAGUCAGCAGGCUCGCAGUCCGGCACACACUCAGUCCAAACUGUUCUCAGACCUGGUCCAGCGCUGUCUGAGCACCGUCCCGUCUCGGCUGGAGGUCCCAUUCAACCCGGCAGAGUUCUGGACCUGCUACCGCUUCCACAACAAGGUGGUGACUCUGUACCUGAGCUGUCUGCCACAGUCCCAGCAUGCACUGGUGCUGGAGAGACUGAGCUACGCCAUGCCUAACAACUCUGAACUGAGCCUAAGGUUGCUGCAUCAGGAGUGGCUGGACGGGAACCUUGAACACCUGAAGUUUCAGGCCAGGAUGCUGAGCAGUACCUCUCCAAAGUGUCUGGCCAACUGGAGAAUAGCGAUCGCUGUGGAGAGGGAACUAAAGGAGCGAUCUGAGGUGCGACUUCUCUAUCAGCAGGCCCUCCUCAACCUUCCACUGUGUGCUGCCCUGUGGAAACAUCGCCUGCUGUUUGAGGCAGCAGAAGGAGGAGGACAGGUGGACAGACUGAGGAGGCUGUUGGACAGGUGUCAGCAGGUGGGAGUCAGUCUCAGUGAGUGAGCUCAGACAGAAGACGUCCGUCAGCGACACAAUAAACUCAAAUCAGAAUCAAUAAAUCAAUCAGCUGUAGAUGAUUGAGUAAGGGCAGACAGAUGAGACGAGGUAAGACAGACGUCUCCUCUCCUCCCCCCCACCUCCUCCUCCAGGACUCGUCCUUAAAUCACGUCUGUACGUAAGUAUCAGCUGCUGAGUGACGCUGUUCAAUUCAUGUCCUCCUGUUUUUGUUUCUGUCACUUUUCAUUUUCAGUUCCUCCUUUUUGUUUUUAAUUUUCCUCAGGGGGGGGGAUGGACCGGGGUGUCUCACUGUGGUGUUUGCCCCCCCCUCCCCCUCCCUCCCUGUAGUGAUGCUGCACAUUGUCUUUCUUUGUCUCUGAGGAAAAACAAGACUUUUAUUUUGUUAAUCUUUUUGGAUAUGGAUCUGUGAUUGGAGCACAGCCGCCGCCUCGUUAGUGUUUUCUAUUCAUCCGAUCUGAAUGUGAGAGAGAAAGAGAGAGAGAAAGAAAGAGAGAGAGAAAGAGAGAGAGAGAGAGAGAGAGAAACUGCCACAGAGACUGAUCCAGAUCCAGACCAGCACCGCUGUUAGAGACAGUCAGGACCUCACUAACGAGCUCUCAUGUGCAAUUUGUCUUUUUUCUUUUUGUCCAAUUCUCCAUUUAUUGAUUAAAUAUAUUGAUUAAAGAGUAUUAUUAGCAAGGAGAGGAGAGAAGUCCUUCCACUGUUGUUUUUUUUUAUAUGUUGGAUUUAAAUGUUAUUAAAUUAUUUUCUAAAGAGAGCAAA